AUGUCCAGCAUGUUCAAAUCUAUGAAUCCGCUGGCGAACCAUGCCGCUUCCGAAUUCCCGGGCGUACUGAUCCCCAUGGCCGAAGCACGGCGACAUUCCACCUCAAGCUCCGAGCACUCACGCAAAUCUGUCGAGCAUGAAAUCGUCGACGACGCCAAGGCCGAAAGCAGCUCGGGACACAGCCUACCGAGCUCAUCACCGGCUUUCACCAUCGACAGUCUUCGCAAGGAGAUUGAGGCUGAUCUGGCGGCGGAAGGUCACGAUUCGGCCUACGAUCGCAAGUCCCAGGUCAUCAACAAAGCUAUCCAGGAUAUCGGAAUGGGUCGAUAUCAAUGGCAGCUUUUUGUGCUCUGCGGCUUUGGUUGGAUGGCUGAUAACCUCUGGCUGCAAUCUGUUGCCAUUACGCUGCCUUCGAUUACGGCUGAGUUUGGUGUCGACUCGAAUAAUGUGAAGUAUACGACUAUGGCAUUGUUUAUUGGUCUUUGCAUAGGCGCCUCGUUCUGGGGCAUUGCCUCCGACAUUAUUGGUCGACGUCUUGCAUUCAACUGCACACUGCUGAUAGCUGGUAUGUUUGGACUCGCCGCUGCAGGUGCACCAAACUGGACUGCCGUAUGCGCACUAUAUGCAUGCCUUGGUCUUGGCAUCGGUGGUAACCUACCUGUCGACGGCGCUCUGCUAUUGGAGUUCCUUCCUUUCUCGAACGGCAACCUGCUCACCUUAUUGUCCGUCUUUUGGCCUGUUGGAACCCUCAUUGCCUCUAUGGUAGCAUGGGGUCUUAUACCACAAUAUGGAUGCGCUUCCGACCUCGACUCGUGCGUUUUGACCAAUGAAGUCCAGCCAUGCUGCUCCAAAAGCAACAACUGGGGCUGGAGAUACUUCAUCCUGACUAUGGGCUCGAUCACGAUGCUGAUGUUCAUCUGCCGCUUCUUCCUCUUCCAUCUCUUCGAGUCGCCGAAAUUCCUGCUUUCUCGUGGACGACAAGCUGAGGCUGUUGCGGUUGUGCACGGUAUCGCGUACCACAACAAGAGUCAGAUUUGGCUCACAGAAGACAUACUCGAUCAGAUCGGUGGUCAUUCGGAUACUGCGUCAAAGGAGAAGCUCGGUGUCGCGGAGAUCCUCAAGCGCAGCUUGUCAAAGUUCUCAACACAGCGUAUUGCACCAUUGUUCUCUGGCUGGCGUCUUGGUCUAUCGACAGCACUCCUGUGGUUCAUCUGGGCGACUAUCGGGAUGGGAUAUCCACUGUUCAACGCCUUCUUACCACAAUACCUUGGUGGCGCCGAAACAUCAACCAACACGACAUACCGCAACUACGCCAUCACAUCUGUCGUCGGUGUUCCUGGCAGUAUCACUGCAUGCUAUACUGUCAACAUCAAGUACAUCGGUCGCAAAGGCACAAUGGCCAUCAGCACGGUCAUAACCGGCGUCUUCCUGUUCGUAUUCACCCUUUCCUCCGAUUCAAACUUCCAGCUCGCUUUCUCCAGUCUGGAAGCACUUUUCCAGAACGUUGCAUACGGCGUGCUUUUCGCAUAUACUCCGGAGGUCUUUCCAGCACCAAACAGAGGAACUGGAUCCGGGAUUGCAAGCUUUCUGAACAGGUUGGCAGGACUUUGCGCUCCGAUUGUUGCUGUCAAUGCCGGGUCGGCGGAUCCGAAGUCGCCUAUCUAUGCUAGUGGUGCGCUAUUCUUUGCUGCGUUUUUGGCCAUGUUGGCUUUACCUAUUGAGACAAGAGGGAGGCAGACAUUGUAG
Messenger RNA from Recurvomyces mirabilis, 1746 nucleotides. RefSeq lists its product as uncharacterized. The record is from RefSeq and is a predicted model, not a curated record. Gene Ontology annotation, cellular component: membrane. Gene Ontology annotation, biological process: transmembrane transport. Gene Ontology annotation, molecular function: transmembrane transporter activity. Bases 1 to 1746 code for a protein of 581 amino acids. The transcript is spliced from 2 exons. NCBI's taxonomy places the organism in Eukaryota, Fungi, Ascomycota, Dothideomycetes, Mycosphaerellales, Teratosphaeriaceae.